CAGGACACUGGGUACCCAGCACUGAGCAGAUCUAUUCCUUUGGCUGAAAAUGAUGUACAGUGGCAAGAGUUUGCUCCUGGCUACCUUGGGGUCAGUGCUGCUCCUCCAUCUCUGCAGUGAGUCAGAAGCAGCGAGCAACUUUGACUGCUGUCUGCAAUAUACAGAGCAUGUCUUCCAUCACAGAUUCCUUGUGGGCUUCACACAGCAGCUGGCCAACGAAGCCUGUGAUAUCGAUGCUAUCAUCUUUUACACAAAGAGGAAAUUAGCUGUGUGUGCAGAUCCAAAGAAGACCUGGGUGAAAAAAGCUGUGCGUGUCCUCAGCCAAAGAGUCAAAAAGAUGUAAAACCAGAUUCUCUUGUGGAAUGGAAUUAGACACAGCCCAGAACAAAAGGAUCCCAGCAGGGGUUGGAAGUCUCACUGGAGACACAUUUUCAGCACUUGCCUGACCUGUACAUUAUUGGACUUGUCCAAUGGAAGAAGUUGAUUCAUAUUGCAUCAUAGUUUGCUUUGUUUAAGCAUCACAUUAGUUAUGCUCUAUUUUAUGUUAAGUUAUUUAUAGCUGUAGGUUUAGCUAUUUAAUACCAAUUUCCCAUAAGCUAUGUGGCUUAGUGCAAGGUAUGGGAAUAAAAUUAUAUGGCCUUCUUGCAAACAAUAAGCUAUUCCAAAAAAAAUUUAAUAUUCUUUUGUGUACAUAAUUUUGUCUUCUAAAUUGUUGUAAUGUUAUUAGAAAAGAUAAAAAUGAUUAUAAGAUGGAAAUAAAACA
Messenger RNA from Sciurus carolinensis (gray squirrel), 763 nucleotides. RefSeq names its product C-C motif chemokine ligand 20 (gene Ccl20). Gene Ontology annotation, biological process: G protein-coupled receptor signaling pathway; cellular response to interleukin-1; neutrophil chemotaxis. Gene Ontology annotation, molecular function: CCR chemokine receptor binding; chemokine activity. Gene Ontology annotation, cellular component: extracellular region. The record is from RefSeq and is a predicted model, not a curated record. The coding region runs from base 50 to 343 and encodes 97 amino acids. The transcript has 4 exons. Lineage: Eukaryota; Metazoa; Chordata; Mammalia; Rodentia; Sciuridae.